This is a messenger RNA of Phasianus colchicus (ring-necked pheasant), 3141 nucleotides long. The record is from RefSeq and is a predicted model, not a curated record. Lineage: Eukaryota; Metazoa; Chordata; Aves; Galliformes; Phasianidae.
GGAGGAGCCGCACUGCAAAGCAGAAUGCACAGCUAUCACAGAAGGGUGUAUGUAUGAGAGAGCAGGCAGCUGAUGCUGAGGAACAGAUCUGCAUUUGAACCAAAACAUUUAUCUUACACCCAGAACAAAGAUGAACCACUGUAACACAAGUAGAACUUCUGUAGGUGACGGUGCUCAGAACCAAAACUCAGACAGCACUGCGUGCCACAACGCUGAAAGCCUUUCAGCUUUGCUCUCACAACCAUACUUUAGAGCUGACUGAUCUCUGCACUGUAAGUGGAACACAGUCCACACAAUUGCUCUGUUGUCUGUAAGGUAAGGCACAAUAGAGACAGUGAGCUGUUCUACCUUAAACCUUACAGCUCUUCCCAUUCGGUGGUUAGCAGGUCAUUGCCUGGCUUAAUAAAGCUUCUAAUUGAGCUGCAAUUUACUUUGACUUUAUAGAGCGAUUAAAGCAUCCUUAAUCUUCAUAUGAUUUUAGAUCAACAUCUCUUCAGUGAAAAAAAGCUUUUUUCCUUUGAGUUCUAGGACAACUGUCCUGUGAGCUGAGCUACCAUUUCCCACAAAGGCAGGGUUCUGACUUCUAAAAACGCACGGCACUGCAGUGCUUGAAAGAGCGUCUCAUACAUAAAGAUGUUUCCUGGGUGCUGGCAGGGAAACACAGUUGGACAAUCCCAGUAGGCAAGUCUUAUUACUAAAACUCUUACAUUACCACGAAUAAUAAUAAUAAUAACAAUAAUAAAGCAAUGUAAGAGUUCUUAAAUGCACAAAGGAGGAAAGAGCCUCCGACAACAGCAGCUACAAAGACCUGAGCAAGGAACCUAAAUGAAUAAAAAAGUCAAUAAUUGUACAGCCUUAACAUGAGAGAUUGGGCAUCAUCUUCUUUCUUUCUCCACGUACAGAACCAUCACUCCCACAGGAGCACAACAGGACCCUCCUGAGGUGGUUUUUGCACUGUGAAGCCACCAGAACCAGAAAAGCUAAAUGCAAAGAAUGCCACCCAAAGAAAGCACAGCGUUUGGUCUUGAACAAUCACCAUAAACUCAGCAAUGGGACAGAUUGCCUCAGAUAUCAGCAGAAAAAUAUUGUUCAGCAAAUUAUUCUUGGCACAAACAACAAGGCCAGUAAAUGCCCUGGGAGAAGGGAACUCCCUGAUGGUGACACCCACUGUCAAAAGUAUAAAUAGAGAGUGCUGGGGAUGAAAAUUUACAGUCCUGAAUCUUAUCAGGCUGUGCACCUAAACUCGGGACUGUGGUUAGACUCCUGCCUGCUGCCAGUAUGAGCUGUGGCACCAAAUCCUCCUCCAGCACCACCAGGAUCAGCAGCGGUGGCGGAUGCGGCGGUGGUAGCGGCGGUGGAGGGGGCAGCAGCUGCGGCAUCCGCAAGUCUGGGGGAUACUCCUCCGUGUCCACCAGAAAAUACACCUCCUCUGGAGGGAGCGGAGGCUUCUCUGGGAGAAGCUUUGGUGGAGGAGGCUCCAAGACCAGCUAUGGCGGGGGGUUCAGCAGCGGCAGCUGCGGAAGGAUUGGCCGCAGUAGCUAUGGUGGGAGAAUGAGCGGCGGCAGCUAUGGAGGAGGAAUGGGUGGAAGUAUGGGAGGAGGAUAUGGAUCGUGUGGAGGUGGCUUUGGGGGCAUGGGAGGUGGUUACGGAGGAGGCAGCUUUGGUGGUGGCUCUGGUGGAUACAGCGGAGGUGGAUUCAGUGGCUUUGGGGGCAGCGGUGGCUUUGGUGGGGGUAGCUAUGGUGGAGGCAGCUUUGGCGGAGCGGGAUUUGGUGACGAUUCUGGACUGCUCUCCACAAAUGAAAAGCUGACCAUGCAGAACCUUAAUGACCGCCUGGCCUCCUACAUGGAUAAAGUACGAGGCUUGGAGGAAGAAAACGCUCACCUUGAACGUCUGAUCAGGGAGUGGUACCAAAAGCAAGGUCCCACUGGUUCCAAGGACUACAGCCAAUAUUACCGAACAAUUGAAGAACUGCAGAACCAGAUUGUUGGUGCAAAUGUGGACCUGAACAGGAUGCUUCUUGACAUUGACAACACCAGGAUGACUGUGGAUGACUUCAGACUGAAGUAUGAGACUGAGUAUACUCUCCACCAGAGCGUGGCAAGUGAUAUUAAUGGAUUACGUCCACUUUUGGAUCAACUGACUCUAUCCAGAUCAGACUUGGAGACACAGUUUGAAUCCCUGAAAGAGGAACUGAUCUACCUUAAGAAGAACCAUGAAGAGGAAAUGAAAGGACUGCAAACACAGUCUGGUGGUGAUGUCAAUGUUGAGGUCAAUGCUACUCCUGGCACUAAUUUGAUGGAAAAAUUAAAUGAAAUGCGUUCUGAAUAUGAGCGGCUUAUUGAGAACAACCGAAGAGAGGUGGAAAGCUGGUAUGAAACCAAGAUGGAAGAAGUUAAUCAACAAGUCCAUUCAAGCGGCCAGGAGAUACAGUCCAGCAACCAACAGAUCUCUGAGCUGAGACGUGAAUACCAAAGCCUGGAAAUCGAGCUGCAGUCGCAACUCAGCAUGGUAGACUCUUUGCAGUCCAACCUGGAGGACACAGAACGCCGCUACAACAUGCAGCUGCAGCAGAUCCAGGGCAUGAUUGGCCCCUUGGAGGAGGAGCUGGCCAGCAUCCGCUGCGAGAUGGAGAGCCAGAACGAGGAGUACAAGAUGCUGCUGGGCAUCAAGACCCGCCUGGAGCAGGAGAUUGCUCAGUACCGGUCACUGCUCGAGGAAGGACAGCAAGACCUUGUAAUCCCGGCAGGAGGAAUAGGAGGAGGAAUGGGAGGAGGAGGAGGAAUGGGAGGAGGAAUGGGAGGCGGCAGAAUAGGUGGUGGUGGUUUCUCUGGAGGAGGAAGAGGAGGAAGUGGUAGCAUGUGUGGUGGAAUGGGAGGAGGAAUAGGAGGAGGAAGCGGAGGAAUGGGAGGGGGAAGCGGAGGAAGCUGCAUCAUUGGCGGAGGAGGAAGCGGAGGAGGAGGAAGGACCUCAGGAGGCGUCAGCAGUUCCCACUCCUACUCUUCAUCUUCCCAGUCUCAGUCAUGCAGGGGCGGUGGUGAAAGCCAAGGUUACGGAAGAAAAUCCUUUGACUAAGAACUGAGGAUUCUACAGUGCAAGACCUGUCAAAGAGAAAUCGGCCCAACACCCCAGUAUUCCUCA